Messenger RNA from Oxyura jamaicensis (ruddy duck), 3561 nucleotides. It is a transcript of the gene SPART, whose product is annotated as spartin. The record is from RefSeq and is a predicted model, not a curated record. Bases 220 to 2115 code for a protein of 631 amino acids. Gene Ontology annotation, biological process: cell division; negative regulation of BMP signaling pathway. The transcript has 9 exons. Lineage: Eukaryota; Metazoa; Chordata; Aves; Anseriformes; Anatidae. Gene Ontology annotation, cellular component: plasma membrane.
GACGGGCCGGGGGUGGCGGUGGGGCCGGGUGGUUGCUGUUCCCUUACGGGAGCAGGGCUGCGAAAAUAUCGGGCCGUCGCCGUGGGCCCGUGUUGCUGCUGCGGGGGGUGGCAGUGCCCUUCCUCCUUCCCUCCCUCCUUCCCUUCCUCCAUCCCAGCCCCGCGGUGUGGGGAGCUGCUGGGGUGAAGGCCCAGUGGGAGGGCUGGGCUGGGCUGAGUGAUGGAACAACUGCAGGAUCCAGUUAUGGAAGAAGAUGCCAAUAUUAAAGCUAUCAAUGAAGAGUACAGGAAAGCCUUUAUUUUCAUCAAUAAAGGCCUGAAUACAGAUGAACUGGGUCAGAAGGAAGAGGCAAGAAAUUACUAUAAGCAAGGACUUGACCACUUGCUCCGAGGAGUUAGCAUUCCAUCGCAGGGGCCUGCAUGUGUGGGACCCCAGUGGGAGUCUGCCAGGCAAAUGCAACAAAAGAUGAAGGAGACCCUCCAAAACGUUCAUGCUCGACUCGGCACUCUAGAACAAAAUGUCCCCCCUGUACCAGCAAGUCCUGCUGCAGUGGAUGCCCCUGCUGCGGUGCCCAAGCUGUACCCUUCAAUUCCUUCCACAGAAAAGCCGGAAAGACCUCCCCCGCCUACUGCUCUGUUUGUACCGAGUCAGCCACCUGCAGCAGAUGGAAGCGCUGCAGCUGUGAGCCAGGGGCAAAUUCCAGCUAUGAGUCCAUCAUCUGCAAAACCUCUGUGUCUGCCAAACGAAGCACCUCCUGCCUACACUCCUAAAGCAGCCAACGGCCACUUUACCGUGUCUUAUGGCACAGACUCCGGGGAGUUCUCUUCCGUAGGUGAGGACUACUACAAGAAGUGUACUCAGCCACCUCCCCUUGAAAAUCUGGGAGUGGAUGCAGAUGAGCUGAUCUUGAUUCCCCAAGGAGUGCAGAUAUUCUUUGUGACUCCUGAUGGGCAGGUCAGCGCUCCUUCCUAUCCUGGCUACCUGCGCAUCGUGAAGUUCUUGGAUACAGACAGUGAGGUGGCCCAGAAUCGUCCGCCUGCGUUUCUUCAGGUUUGUGACUGGUUGUAUCCUCUAAUGAGUGGUCAGUCUCCCGUUCUGUGCUGCAAUACUGGAGUCUACAUGUUCCCUGACACCAUGUCCCAGACACCAGGGUCCUACGUGGGAGUGGUGUUGUCUUCCGAACUCCCAGCAGCCGACCGAGAGCUGUUUGAGGAUCUGUUAAAACAGAUGUCUGAUCUUCGACUACAGGUGCCAGGAUCCCAUGAGAGAGUAGGGUUACCUUCACAGCUCCCAGCACCAGACAGAGCGCAUUUUGAAGAUAAAUUAAAACAGAUGUCUGGCCACAAAGUCCAGCCUUCAGAAGCCUCUAGCGAUGUGAUUAAUUUGCCUCAGACUGUACAUAUCCAACCGCAACCAGAAGGAGGAGAAAAUCAGAAAGAAUUGCCAGAAUGGAGUGAGAAAGUUGCCCAUGGAAUCUUGUCAGGUGCAUCUUGGAUAAGCUGGGGCCUAAUAAAAGGAGCAGAAUACACCGGUAAAGCUAUUCACAAAGGAGCUUCUAAACUGCGAGAACACAUACAACCCGAAGAAAAACCUCUGGAAGUCAACCCAACUGUAGCAAAGGGGCUUCAUGUAGCAAAACAGGCUACUGGAGGAGCUGUGAAAGUCAGCCAGUUCUUAGUUGAGGGAGUGUGCUCUAUAGCGAGCUGUGUUGGAAAGGAGCUGGCUCCACACGUGAAGAAGCACGGCAGCAAAUUAGUUCCAGAAUCCCUUAAGAAGGACAAAGAUGGCAAAUCCACUUUUGAUGGUGCUCUGGUGGUAGCAGCAAGUGGAGUUCAAGGGUUUUCAACAGUGUGGCAAGGUUUAGAAAGUGCAGCCAAGUGCAUUGCUAAAAGUGUUUCAACUGAGACUGUAAAAACUGUCAAAUACAAGUAUGGAGAUGAUGCUGGCCAUGCUACUGACAACGCUGUGAAUUCUGCAAUCAAUGUUGGUGUGACAGCAUUUAACAUUGACAAUAUUGGUAUCAAAGCUGUUGUAAAGAGAACUGCAAAGGAAACUGGACAUGCUGUGUUAGAUGAGUAUAAAGUAUUGGAUAAGGAGAAAAAAGAUAAAAAGUGAAAACAAUGAAAUAUUUCUCAAAGCCUUAUGUUAGAUAUGAAACUUCCUACUUAGAAGUAACUACAUUGCUAAUCUGUGAUUUAAUGCCAAUCAUACUCUACUUUUGAAGCAACUGUUACUUAAUCUGCAGUGGAAAAUACAAAGGUAUGGAAGGGCAUUUUUGGAAGGAAGAAUGAAAGUCUCCUUAAUUGCUUUGUAUUGAUGCAGAUUGGUAUGAGUUUUCAGCUGAUAAACUUGCCUCUGUAAGCACUUUUUCAGAAUACAGUAUGGAACAAUAGAUUAAUACAGAGAUGUUAUGAAUAUUUUUGUAACACAUUAUAUUUGUAAAGAAGGUGGUGAUACCAAACAAAUAGGACUACUAAUUCUUAUAGAAGUAUGGUUACUAGUUCUGUUUUUUUUACUAUCCUUAAGAGUUAGUUUUACUAAAACAGAGUGAUCUUAUUUAAUAUGCACUACUUAAAUAUUUUUGUGCUUUAUUCUUUGCUUUGUAGAGAAUUUCCCUUCUCAGCUACUAAACAGCUAAUGUUUUCCAAAGUUCACAUUAGAAGAAAUGAAAGAUGAACCUCAGGUAGCUAGGUAGUCAUUUCCUUUCAAACUACUUUUUCUCCCUCCAGCAUGUAAGCAGACCAAAGAUACCAAGCAUUUCUUCUAAUAGAGGGUAUUUAUAGCUCGAGGAAAAAAAUGUGUACCCCAAUUGACUCCAUAAGGAGUAAGAUUUCUUGAAACUGAGAUAUUUUUUUGUAUAAAGAGGAUGUGUGUUUUUGCAUAAAUGAAAAUAUAUUUCCUUAAAAAACAUUAUGUUGAGAUUACUAGAAACUUCUAUGCAUUCUGUGCUUUGCAGCCAGUCCAGAAAAAUCCAGAGCAUGUAUGUCAUGGGCCCCAAUGGAAGGCAUUAGGUAUUUGCUUCUACAAGUAGUUCUAACAGCAUCUUUGUUCUGCUGAAUUUAUAGCUGCACAAGUUGACAUCUCUUAAAAAUGCCUUUUGUCAUACCUUUUACUUAGGAGAUGUGUGGAACAGAAUAAGUAUUAUGUAGCUUUUUCAUCCCAUUCCUAUAUCUUAUUCCUAGUCCAUAUACAAGUCUAUCCCUUGAGAUACCUUUAUACUGCUACUUAUUUAACAGUUUAUUACUGAGUUUUAAAGCUGCUAUGCGUUCUAAUUAAUCUUGGCUGGACCUGCAACAAACAGAACACCAUCAAUUUACAAGCUGUCUCCAUUUCAUGUAAUUGGAGAAGAUAAGUAUAAAAGGUUGUUAGCAGAUUAUAUUUGUAUCAGAUUGGGGGAAAAAAAGUCUGUAAUGACAAACGUCUGUUAGAAUGAUAAUAAGUGCACAUUUUGUGGUAGCUACUGUAGCUGUGUACUUGGGGUGAGAAAUGUGAAACAAAGGCACUAACCACUUGAAGUGUAACUGUGAUGUAUGGAAAUAAAGAUAAUUAAAAUUGGUUGAA